This is a messenger RNA of Hibiscus syriacus, 1814 nucleotides long. RefSeq names its product pentatricopeptide repeat-containing protein At4g21705, mitochondrial-like. The record is from RefSeq and is a predicted model, not a curated record. Gene Ontology annotation, cellular component: mitochondrion. Bases 36 to 1559 code for a protein of 507 amino acids. Gene Ontology annotation, molecular function: protein binding. NCBI's taxonomy places the organism in Eukaryota, Viridiplantae, Streptophyta, Magnoliopsida, Malvales, Malvaceae. The transcript has 2 exons.
CAAUAAAAAAAGAUAGGAAAAUCCCUUAUUUUUCAAUGGCAUCAAGAGUUCUGUUCACUAUGUUGAACAAGAAGAAAAACAAAACUUUAACAGCUGAGUCAAUAGUAACAUUGGCAAGAACCAGAGCAUAUUCUUUUACACCAAACCCAGCAAACAGAAACGACCUUCAUUCAAGAAUCAAUGCUGUAGGAGACCCAAACUUCAGUGUAGCUCCAGUUCUUCAACAAUGGGUUAAAGAAGGGAAAAAUAUCAAAGAGUUCCAGCUGCAGCGUAUCAUCCGCGAUUUACGUUCCCGCAGGCGUUAUACUCAUGCUUUGGAGGUUUCCAAAUGGAUGAGUAGUAACGGCCUCAAAUUUUCAUCGAGUGACUCUGCUGUGCAGUUGGAUCUAAUCGGUAGAGUUGAUGGGCUAAGUGCGGCUGAGAACUUCUUUAGUAGCUUAAAUGAUCAGUAUAAAAGUGUGAAGACCUAUGGUGCUCUUUUAAAUUGCUAUGUUCGAGAGGGCCUUAUUGAUGAGUCUCUUUCAAUCAUGAAGAAGAUGAAGGAGAUGGGUUUUCUUUCCUCUCCGCUUAACUACAAUGACAUUAUGUGCCUCUACACGAACACAGGUCAACUUGAAAAAGUCCCUGAUGUAUUGUUGGAGAUGAAGGUGAAUGGUGUCUCCCCUGACAAGUUCAGCUAUAAAAUUUGCAUCAAUUCUUAUGGAGCAAGAGGUGAUUAUAACAACAUGGAGAAGGUUCUACAAGAAAUGGGCAGCCAACGGCACAUUCAAAUGGAUUGGUGCACUUAUUCCGUAGUGGCAAACUAUUACAUAAAAGCAGGCCUUAAAGAAAAGGCACUUCAUUAUCUCAAGGAAUGCGAGAAGAAAGUCAGUAAAGAUGCUCUAGGCUAUGACCAUUUGAUUUCUUCUUAUGCCCAUUUAGGAAACAAAGAUGAAAUGAAAAGGCUGUGGGACCUUCAAAAGUCCAAAUGUAAGAAGCAAACCAACCAAAACUACAUUGUAAUGCUCAGUUCCUUGGUAAAGCUUGGCGAGUCUGAAGAAGCAGAAAAGUUGCUUGAUGAGUGGGAGUCGUCUUGUAAGACUUACGAUUUCCGAGUGCCAAAUGUUCUUCUUAUAGGAUAUUGUCAGAAAGGUUUAGCUGAAAAGGCCGAAGCAAAGCUGCAGGAUAUAAUCAAAAGAAAGAAGACUGCAAUCCCAAACUGUUGGUCUAUUAUUGCAACUGGAUACAUGAAUAAGAACAAUAUGGAGAAGGCUUUUGAGUGCUUUAAGGAAGCUCUUGCUAUAGAAGCAGAAAAUCAAGGAUGGAGGCCAAAACAAAGUUUAAUUUCAAGCAUAUUGAGUUGGCUAGGCGAGAACGGAGAAGUCAAAGAUGCAGAAGCUUUUGUAAAAUUGUUGAGAAUCAAGGUUCCUGCAAGUAGAGAAAUGUAUCAUGCACUCUUAAAGGCAUACAUCAGAAAUGGAAAAGAAGUAGAGGGGCUUUUGGAGAGUAUGAAGGAUGAUGAAAUAGAUGAAGAUGAGGAAACAAUAAAGGUCCUUAGCUUUCGAAACCAAAACUCUUAAGUGGUUUAUAAUAUGGUAGUAUUCGUAUUACUUGCACAUUAACCAUUGCUGGACACAAUCAUUUUAACCGUCAAUCUGACCAAAUGAUGACCUUACAGCUUGAACUUGCUAUAUUGAAAGUUCUGGAGACAUUUUGCUCCUCGUUGGUGAUAUCUUUAUUUCUCUGUCUCCUUCAGGAGCAUUCUUUGAAAUGUAUGCAGAUUUGUCAACUUAUUUGUCGUUAGAAGCAUGAAAUUAAUUUGGCUUAUUUAUCAU